Molecule: messenger RNA, 1462 nt
Organism: Herpailurus yagouaroundi (jaguarundi)
Lineage: Eukaryota; Metazoa; Chordata; Mammalia; Carnivora; Felidae
Gene: TDRP
Product: testis development related protein
Exons: 4
Coding region: 128-685 (185 amino acids)
Biological process (GO): spermatogenesis
Cellular component (GO): cytosol; nucleus
Source: RefSeq, a predicted model, not a curated record
CGCGCCGCCGCCCGGCGGACCUGGCCGCGCCCCACGGCCGGGGAGCCGCAGCCCGAACGUCCGCGCGCUGCGGGCCGGCCGACGAGGGGCGCGCGUCGACGCACGCACCGCGGAGCCGCCUCGGAGCAUGUGGAAGCUGAGCCGGAGCCGGGUGCUGCUGGACGAGCCCCCCGAAGACGAGGACGGCCUGCAAGGGGGGCCGCCGCCCGCCGCCGCCUCCGCGGCCUCCGCGCAGGUUCAGGGAGCAAGUUUCCGAGGCUGGAAGGAAGUGACUUCUCUGUUUAAUAAAGACGAUGAACAGCACCUGCUUGAAAGAUGUAAAUCCCCCAAGUCCAAAGGAGCUAACUUACGGUUGAGGGAAGAGCUGAAGACAGAGAAGAAAUCGGGAUUUUGGGACAAUUUGGGUUUAAAACAGAACAUACAGUCGAAGAAGCCAGAUGAGAUCGAAGGCUGGGAGCCUCCCCGACUUGCUCUGGAGGACGUGAGCGCUGGGCCGGGCGACCCCGCGAGCGGCCGCCCGUCCGGGCCGGGCUGGGAGGAGGGCGCUGGCGGCUGCAGCAAAUACACCAGCCUGGCCAGCUCGGGGAACAGCUCGCGCUGGAGCCUCCGGUCGGCCGGGAAGCUGGUUGGCAUCCGACGGCAGAGCCGAGGCCACCUGACCGACGACUGGGAGGAGCUGGAGUGACCUGCGGGCACGCCGCCCCCCAGAGGGGCCCGCGCAGCCCCUCUGGUGGCGUGCGGGCUCUCGUCUGCUGAUUCCCGGCGUGUCCGUUUGCGUCGGGGCGUCCGGGCCUUGCGUGUGGACGGCGGGGGCUCUCCUCUGCGUGCCCACAUUUGGACUGUCCCCCUCCGCGGGCUUGGCGGGGGCCCCCAGAGGGUGCGUGUGCGUCCGAGGCGGCCCCACGACAGCCCCCACAGCUUGGCGUCCGGCCGCGGAGCCGCCUCGCGCGGUCUUCAUCAUGUCCCCCGCCCCCCGCAUGUGGCAUCCGUGCGCCUCUGUGACUCUCGAGACCGUAGCAGCCGCGCCGUCCUCCCGUCAGCAGGAGUCCGUCAUCCGGGCACCAGACCCGUCUUCCCGAGGUCACGUUCAGUUGCAUUUAACCCGGUUAACCCAGCAAGUUGAACUUCUCAUUUUAGAUACCGGGAAAGCAGAGGCUACGUUUGGUCAAGCGUGAAAUGCCACCACGUGCACACGUCUUUGUCUUGUGCCCUGGGAGGAGGGGGUCUCGUGUGCGUGCUGGGUGGUGGCUGUGGUCUCGACCCGCGUGCGUGCUGGCUGGUGACCAAGCGUGCCUGUCACUGGUCCUGAACUUCAUGGCUUGAUCUUCACAUUCUCUGAUUGCAGGUUAAGGAACCAUAAAGUGUGGAUCCGUUCAGCCACUGAGUUUAGACACUCUUGUGUUUGGCAAAUCCCGACUUGCUGAUGGAGUUUAAACUGUAUAAAACACUGCAAGUGCCUCUC